Messenger RNA from Myotis davidii, 3330 nucleotides. RefSeq names its product potassium calcium-activated channel subfamily U member 1 (gene KCNU1). Gene Ontology annotation, cellular component: membrane. The transcript is spliced from 31 exons. NCBI's taxonomy places the organism in Eukaryota, Metazoa, Chordata, Mammalia, Chiroptera, Vespertilionidae. The record is from RefSeq and is a predicted model, not a curated record. Gene Ontology annotation, molecular function: monoatomic ion channel activity. Gene Ontology annotation, biological process: transmembrane transport; reproductive process; potassium ion transport.
AUGUUUCCAACCAAGCAACGAAAUAAUAAUGGGGAAGAAAUGGGAAAAUUGUCCUGUACAACCGAGAUCCAGGCUGCGUUUAUUCUUUCUUCCUUAGUGACCUUCAUAAGUGGACUCCUCAUCUUAUUCCUUUCCCGGCUACUCUGGAAGGGCAUAAGGAAAUGGAAAAACAUCAAAGGAACAGGAAUUCUCUUGAAACUAAUCUUGACAAGGAGCAGCCGUAAUAAACAUUUAAAAAGUCUCUACCUCCAUGGAGUAUUUCGUGAUCGUAUAGAAAUGUUACUUUCAGCACAGACCAUCGUGGGGCAAGUGUUGGUGAUCCUUGUCUUUGUACUAAGCAUUGGGUCUCUUAUAAUCUAUUUCAUCAAUUCUUCUGACCCUGUUGGAAGCUGUUCUUCAUAUGAGGACAAAACCAUCCCCAUUGAUUUGACUUUCAAUGCUUUCUUUACUUUCUAUUUUGGGUUGAGAUUUUUGGCAGCGGAUGACAAGAUCAGGUUCUGGUUAGAGAUGAACUCAAUUGUAGACAUCUUUACCAUCCCACCAACAUUUAUUUCUUAUUAUUUGAAGAGUAAUUGGCUUGGUUUAAGGUUCCUAAGAGCAUUGCGGCUGCUAGAACUCCCUCAAAUCUUGCAAAUGCUGAGAGCCAUCAAGACCAGCAAUGCAUUGAAGUUUUCCAAACUGUUAUCCAUAGUUUUCAGUACCUGGUUCACGGCUGCAGGAUUCAUUCACUUGGUGGAAAAUUCUGGUGAUCCCUGGCUCAAGGGUAGAAAUUCACAGAACUUAACAUAUUUUGAUUCCAUUUACCUGGUCAUGGCAACAACAUCAACUGUUGGCUUUGGAGAUGUGGUAGCCAAGACAUCCCUAGGACGGACCUUCAUCAUGUUCUUCACUCUGGGGAGUUUGAUACUAUUUGCGAACUAUAUCCCUGAGAUCGUGGAACUCUUUCUUACCAAGAAGACAUACACCAGUUCCUAUGAAGCGCUCAAAGGAAAGAAGUUCAUUGUGGUUUGUGGAAACAUCACUGUCGACAGUGUGACUGCUUUCCUGAGGAAUUUUCUUCGUCAUAAGUCAGGGGAGAUCCACACUGAGAUUGUUUUUCUGGGAGAGGCUACUCCUUCUUUGGAAUUGCAAACAAUAUUUAAGUGCUACAUGGCCUACGCAACUUUUGUUUCUGGAUCUGCAUUGAAGUGGGAGGAUCUGAGGCGAGUUGGGGUGGAAUCUGCGGAAGCAUGCCUGGUCAUAGCCAACCCUUUGUGCAGCGAUUCACAUGAUGAAGACACUUCAAACAUCAUGAGGGUACUCUCUAUCAAGAACUAUCACCCUGAUACCAGAAUCAUCAUACAGAUACUUCAAUCCCAUAAUAAGGGUUUUCUGCCAAAGAUUCCCAGCUGGAACUGGACUAAUGGAGACAACAUCAUCUGUUUUGCUGAAUUAAAACUUGGAUUUAUCGCCCAAGGCUGUUUGGUGCCAGGCUUGUGCACCUUUCUAACAUCUUUAUUUCUUGAGCAAAACAAUAAGGUAUGUCCUAAAGAGCCCUGGCAAAAAAUCUUCGUAAGUAGUCUGAAGAACAAAAUCCUGACUCAACGUCUUUCUGAUGACUUAGCUGGAAUGACUUUUCCUGAAGUUUCCCUGCUCUGCUUUGUGAAGCUGCACCUCAUGCUGAUAGCCAUCAAACACAAAUCCACGGCUUCCGGUUACUGUGGUCUGAUACUAAAUCCACCUGCACAGGUCAUAUUGCAAAAGAACACUUUAGGGUUCUUUAUUGCUGAAUCUGCAAAGCAUGUCAAAAGAGCCUUCUUUUACUGUGCCACCUGUCACAGUGAUGUGCAUUCUCCUGAGCUAAUUCGAAGAUGUAACUGCAAAAGCAGGAACCAUCAACACUUCUCAGAGCCAAAUAUCAAGAGGGUGCGACCUUGUUGGUUUGGGGUCAUAUAUAAAAGACCAACUGGACAAGACAAGCCUUCCAGAAACAGUUCUCAGACCUCCACACUGGGGAGUUUUACCUCCAGGAACUCUACCCAUUUACUCAAUGAAGAUUCUGACUAUCUUGAUAGCAGCGGCAUGUUUUACUGGUGCAAAGCAACCCAUUUGGAAAAGGUGAUUCUGAAACGAACUGACAAGUCAAAACUUGAGUUUCGGAACCACAUUGUGGCUUGUAUCUUUGGAGAUGCCCACUCAACACUGAUGGGGCUUCAGAAUUUUGUAAUGCCCUUGAGAGCUAGCAACUAUCCUCGGCAGGAGCUGAAGGACAUUGUGUUCAUCGGGUCUCUGGAAUACCUGCAGAGAGAAUGGCGAUUUCUCCGGAAUUUUCCCCAGAUUUACGUUUUGCCUGGCUCUGCACUCUAUACUGCAGACCUCCAUGCAGUCAACAUAGAGGAAUGUUCCAUGUGUGCUGUCUUAUCCUCCCCACCCAUGGCAUCUCCCCAGACUUUAGUAGACUCACAGAUCAUCAUGGCCACCCUCAACAUAGGAUCACUGCGGAUAAGCUGCUCUGCCCCGACACCCUCAGAGGCAGGUAAGAACAACGCCCUGACAAGAAGAGAAUCUGGGAAGUCAUGUUGCCGAAGAAUCCCCAUCCUCACUGAAUUGAAAAAUCCUUCCAACAUCCACUUUAUUGAACAGCUUGGUGGAAUGGAAGGGCACCUCCCAGGAACAAGCCUGCAUCUCAGCACCUCCUUUUCCACGGGCUCAGUCUUUUCUGGCAGCUUCUUGGAUUCCCUCCUGGCCACAGCCUUCUACAAUUAUCAUGUCUUGGAGCUCCUUCACAUGCUGGUGACAGGAGGGAUAAGCUCCCACAUGGAACAACAUUUGGAUAAGGAAAUGGUAUGCGGGUCUUCUAACAGCUGCUCUUCGUUGUUGUCCAGAAGGAAGCGCUGUAAGCUGGGGCUUCUGUCCUUAAACCAAACCAUUUUGUCGGAUAUUAACCCAAAAAAGACCUUUGGGCAAGUUUUCUGUGGCUUGUUGAAUAAUUUUGGAAUCCUAUGCCUUGGCCUGUACCGCCUGAUAGAUGACAAGGAGCACAAUCCGGAGCACAAAAGGGGAGUAUGCUAGUUUGUGAUUACCCGGCCAGACAAUGAGUUUAAUCUGCUGCCCUCAGAUCUUAUGUUUUGUGCCAUCCCUUUCAACAUUUCUUGUGAUGGAAAGGAUAAAUCUUCACAUCCAGGUUCUCGUGAAAAUAUAAAUAUAGUACCACAGGCCUCAAAGGCAUCUGCAGACAUAAAUAACCCUCCCACAGCCAACCCAGAUGACAAGGUGAAUUCAAAUGGAUUUGAAAUGGAAACUUUCAGCCAGCAGCAAGAGGGAGGUCAUAUUCAAAAAGUGUAUUUGUGA